Molecule: messenger RNA, 1173 nt
Organism: Eremomyces bilateralis CBS 781.70
Lineage: Eukaryota; Fungi; Ascomycota; Dothideomycetes; Eremomycetales; Eremomycetaceae
Product: ABC1-domain-containing protein
Exons: 1
Coding region: 1-1173 (390 amino acids)
Biological process (GO): ubiquinone biosynthetic process
Cellular component (GO): extrinsic component of mitochondrial inner membrane
Molecular function (GO): kinase activity
Source: RefSeq, a predicted model, not a curated record
AUGACCCGCCUCGUCGCCAAGCUCUCCCGCAUGCGCGGCGCCGCCCUCAAGCUCGGCCAGAUGAUCAGCUUCCAAGACCUCAAGCUCCUCCCCGGCCCCAUCCAGGACGUCAUGCAGCGCGUCCAGGACAGCGCCGACUACAUGCCUGCGCGCCAGCGCGACCGCGUGCUCGCCACCAGCCUCGGCGCCGACUGGCGCGACGCGUUCGCGGAGUUCGACGAGGUGCCCAUCGCCGCCGCGUCGAUCGGCCAGGUGCACCGGGCGACGCUGCGCACCGGGGAGACGGUCGCGGUGAAGGUGCAGUACCCCGGGGUAGCGACAUCGAUCGACUCGGACCUGAACAACCUCUCGCUUCUGCUCACCGCAUCGCGCCUGCUGCCGCGCGGGAUGUAUCUCGAGAAGACCAUCGCGAACGCGCGGACGGAGCUGGCGUGGGAAUGCGACUACGUGCGGGAGGCGGAGUGCGGGACUCGCUUUCGAGAACUACUCGCCGACGACGACGCGUUCACCGUCCCUCAGGUCUUCCCCUCCGCGUCCGGAAGAGAAGUCCUCACCGCCGAACUCAUGCACGGCACCGCGGUCACAAAAAUUCCCGACUUAUCCCAGGACGAACGCGACUGGAUUGGCACCCAUCUCCUCCGCCUCUGCCUCCGCGAGAUCACUGAGUUCCGCUACAUGCAAACUGACCCCAACUGGACCAACUUCCUCUACAACCGCGCCACGCACAAGCUCGAGCUCCUCGACUUUGGCGCCACGCGCGCGUAUCCGCUAGAAUUCAUCGGGCCGUAUGUCGGCAUCCUCCGCGCCGCCGCCGCCGACGACCGCGCCACCAUCCAAUCCCUCUCCGUACAGCUUGGUUACCUCACGGGGUCCGAGAGCGCGGCGAUGGUAGACGCGCACGCCGACUCGGUGCUGGCACUGGCAGAGCCGUUCGGUGCGCAGGCGGACGCGGUGUACGAUUUCCAGGACCAGACGAUCACAGAGCGGGUGCGGGGGCUGAUUCCGACGAUGUUGAAGGAGCGGUUGGCGCCGCCGCCGGAGGAGACGUAUAGUCUGCAUCGGAAAUUGAGUGGGGCGUUUUUGUUGUGUGCGAGAUUGGGGAGUCGGGUUAGGUGUAGGGAGUUGUUUGAGGGGGCGGUGGAGAGGUUUGAGGGGAGGAAAGGGGAGGUGUAA